Lytechinus variegatus (green sea urchin) is the source of this 2216-nucleotide messenger RNA. RefSeq names its product S-formylglutathione hydrolase-like. The record is from RefSeq and is a predicted model, not a curated record. Lineage: Eukaryota; Metazoa; Echinodermata; Echinoidea; Temnopleuroida; Toxopneustidae. Bases 98 to 961 code for a protein of 287 amino acids. Gene Ontology annotation, cellular component: cytosol. Gene Ontology annotation, biological process: formaldehyde catabolic process. The transcript has 9 exons. Gene Ontology annotation, molecular function: S-formylglutathione hydrolase activity.
AUCAUCAAGUCACAUGAUCAGCACACUCAUAAUAUUUUUAAGGUGGUAAAAUCUGUCAAUUAUAGAACCUGGUACGAAUAUUCUGGUUGGUAUCAUCAUGGACCAAGGACAGCCAAAGAGUGUUCUAACUGAGAUAUCUUCCAAUAAGAGCUUCAAUGGCUUGCAGAAGGUGUUUUCACACGAAAGCUCAGAAUGCGAUUGCAAGAUGACCUUCUCGGUUUUUCUUCCAAGCCAGGCUGAGAAUGGACCAUGCCCCACCCUCAUAUAUCUCUCUGGGCUGACGUGUACAGAUCAAAACGUCACAACCAAAGGUGGAUUCCAGCGCUAUGCCGCUCAGCACGGAAUGAUCGUUGUAUGUCCAGACACAAGCCCUCGUGGGUGUAACAUCGAAGGAGAGGAUGAUUCAUAUGACUUUGGCUCUGGAGCCGGGUUUUAUCUCGAUGCCACCGAAGAGAAAUGGAAGAAGAAUUAUAGGAUGUACUCCUACAUUACAAAAGAGCUGAUUCAAGUGAUUGCGGAGAAUUUCCCCAUUAAUCCAGAGAAGCUUGCAAUAACUGGCCACAGCAUGGGAGGACAUGGAGCUUUGACCAUUGCACUUAAGAACCCUCAUAUCUUCAAGUCUGUAUCUGCCUUUGCGCCAAUCUGUAAUCCCAUCGACUGCCCAUGGGGACAGAAGGCCUUCAAGGGUUACCUAGGACCAGAUGUUAACACUUGGAAGGAAUACGAUGCAUGUGAGCUUGUCAGGAGCUACGAUGGACCACCAAGAGAGAUCCUCAUUGAUCAAGGGAAAGGCGAUAAUUUCUACACUCAAAAGCAGCUUCUUCCUGAGAACUUUGUAACGGCUUGUCAAGCCAGUAACACAGCAUGCAUCAUGAAUCUACGUGAGGGAUACGAUCACAGCUACUAUUUCAUCUCAACAUUCAUGGAGGAUCAUAUCAAAUUUCACAUACAACAUCUGUGAUGACGUCAACUGGUUGCCAUGGGAUAUUGGGAACACAUCAGUUGUCAAAUAACAGUGAUGCCCCUUUUCAGACAAAAGUCUGAUUUUCGACAUAUUUUCAGCCAUUGAAAACACCUUUUUCAUGUAGGAAAGGGGUCAUUCUAGAUGAUUUCAGAGUUUUUAAUCAAUUCUUAGUGGCAUCCUUGAAAAGGGGAAUGAGAAUAAGGUGAGAUAGCCUACCAAUCCUGAAACUGGAAAUAUAUAAAGUGAUUUGCUCACAAUAUCAUGUGAAGCUUAAAGUAUAUCUCUAUGAUCUGAUUGAUGAUUUCAUCAAAUCGACUGGUUUUGAGAACUGCUCUAAUCAAAACUGGAGGGCCCUGUCACAUAAAACAUUAGUUAUCCUGUCUUCAAUAGUAGCAAAUCAAAAUAAAGAUUUUCAAUUAUGAAGAUUACGUAUGAUCUGAUUGAUAAUUUCAGCAAAUCGACUGGUUUGAGAACUGCUCCAAUUCAAACUGGAGGGCCCAGUUCAAAAUUAAAAUAAGAUUUCCAUGAUAGUUAUGGUUGAAGGCAAAGUUAUCCUGGUCCAUGUAUCACCCAGGUUUAUGUAUGAACGUACAUUUUAUUCAAGCAGGCUCAUGUAUGAUUUUUCUAUAUUUUCAUGUAAGGCAAUGCACAUCAUGGGAUGUUGCUUUGUCGAAUAAGUAUAAAUAUUGUUUUUAGAUAAUGUGUGUGGUGAUUUAUGAUGCAAAAAGAAAGAAAAGCUGAGCUAUUUUAUAUUUAAGCGAAUAAAUUCAUUUUACGAUUUUGAUCAUUGUAGAUAUUCACAUUAUAGCUCCAAAUCCAAAAUAGGGUUUUCAUCCAUACAGAGAGGGCUUAAGCCAAGGGUUUUCACCUUAAUAAGCAUCAAUGAAAGCACAUUACUUGUGAGUGCAUUUGAAGGACAUAGGAUCACAUUUAAUGUAUGAGGAAAGAAUGAAUCGCUCCCAUGUGCUUGUAUCCAGUAUUUAUCUAAUAAUAAAAAUCAGUAUUAAGUAUAUACUUUUGCUUCUGUGAAGCGCAUAAUUUGUCCAAUGAAGGAGCUAUGAUUUCAUAAUGCUGUUACUAAAUUCUGUUGAGUGGAUGAAUUACAGAUAUUCAGUUUUAUCUGCCGGAGUUUGGCUUGAGACUUUGCUGGAUGAGUGCUUUUCGCUAUUUCCAUACUUCAGUUCAAUGCUGAAGGCAGCAUUUCUGGGGAUUGAGGAUAAUCAUAUUGGCGAAUUGUCAAAUAAUUUUUACA